AUGGUGGCCUUGGGUGAGUCCCUGGUGCAUGUAAGGAUCACUUUCCUGAAGUUAUGGCUGGGGAUAUUCCUCUUUUUAUCUUCAUGGUCUGUAACAUGGCAUUUUCAACAAUACAGAAGCCCCCCAGAGGUGGUGAUACCACGGAAAGUCACCGACACUAGGAGAAACACUUUUCCUCCAGGAUGGCUGUCUUAUAGCCUGCACAUUGGGGGCCAGAGGCAUAUUAUCUCCAUGAAGUCAAAGGAGGACUUGAUAUCCAGACACCUCACUGUGUUCACCUACUCCGACCAAGGUGGUCUUCUUGAGGAUCAGCCUUUUGUGCAAAAGGACUGCUACUACCAUGGUUUUGUAGAUGGGGACCCAGAGUCCGUGGUCGCUCUUACCACCUGUUUUGGGGGAUUUAAAGGAUUACUGCAAAUUAAUAACAUUGCUUAUGAAAUCAAGCCCAAGAACCUUUCUACUGCAUUUGAACAUCUGGUUUAUAAGAUGGAUACCGAGGACACAGAUCUACUUCCCAUGAGAUGCGGAUUAACAGAAGAAGAAAUAGUCCGACAACUGAAACUUCAAGAGAAUGAUACCUCCAUAUUGAAACAAAGUGACUAUGAGGGCUGGUGGGCCCACAAAUUGAUUGUUGAACUAGUGUUGGUGAUAGAUCAUACUCGAUUUGUUUAUCGGGAAAAUAAUAUUACACAUGUGCAGGAGGAUGUCUUCACAAUAUUGAUUGUAAUGAAUGGCCAUUAUAUCCCACUGGAAGUUGAUGUGUUGUUACGAGGAUUUGAGAUAUGGAAUGAAGGAAAUCCUAUAUUGGUAGAAUCAACAAUAGAGUCUGUCCUAACCAGUUUUUGCCAGUGGAAGAAGGACAGCUUUGCCGACCGCAUUCCGCAUGAUGUUGCACACCUUAUUGUCAAGUAUGAUUAUGGUAAAUCAGUGGGCCUCGCCUGGGUUGGAGGAAUAUGUAAUCCUAAAUUGAGCUGUGCAGUUAAUAGUUUUAAAUUUGUAUCACCAACUGUAUUUGCCCAGACUGUGUCACAUGAGCUAGGCCACAAUUUGGGUAUGAUUCAUGAUGAAUUCCCAUGUACAUGUGGUCGAAAACACUGUGUAAUGUAUGCAACAAAAGGUGAUGGCACAACAUUCAGCAACUGCAGUUAUAACACAUAUUAUUCAACAGUUAGGAACAAGAAUUGUAUGUACAAUUCACCAAGCCUACAGGACAUCAUCACAUUUACGAGGUGUGGGAAUGGAGUACUUGAGGAGGGAGAGGAGUGUGAUUGUGGAUCUUAUCAUUCAUGUGCAAAAAAUUUAUGUUGUAAGUCAGACUGCACUCUGAAAGGUGACGCUGAUUGUGCUUCUGGGCUUUGUUGCAAAGAUUGUCAUUUCAUGCCAUCAGGCACAGUGUGUAGAGAGCAGAAUGAUGAAUGUGAUCUUCCAGAGUGGUGCAAUGGAACUUAUCAUGACUGUCCUGAAGAUGUUUAUAUGUAUGAUGGGAGCCCUUGCAGGAGUGGUGGCUACUGCUAUGGGAAGAGGUGUAAUAGUCAUGAUGAGCAGUGUCAGCAAGUUUUUGGCAAAGGAGCCAGGAGUGCACCUGAGAGCUGCUACAUGGAAAUGAACACCAAGGGAGACCGCUUUGGUAAUUGUGGAACGAUCAGUACAGAGAGUUACGCACAAUGUAACGUUUCCAACAUCCUCUGUGGGCGACUUCAGUGUGAAAACGUGAAUGAAAUUCCUCUUCUGAGAGAUCAUUCCACUGUGUACUGGAGUCACUUCAAUGAUGUCACCUGCUGGGGUACUGACUACCAUUUGGGAAUGGGCAUCACUGACAUUGGUGAUGUGAAAGAUGGCACAGUCUGUGGUCCAGAGCAUGUGUGCAUUCAGAGGAAAUGUGUCAGGAAGUCUACUUUGAAAAGUGGUUGUUUGCCAGCGACUUGCAACAUGAAUGGGGUCUGCAACAAUAAAGAUCAUUGCCAUUGCUCCCAGGGGUGGGGCCCACCGAACUGCCUGUUGAGAGGUGCUGGAGGUAGUGUUGACAGUGGACCACCACCUCCAGGUAAACGGUGGUGGCUGCUUUACCUCUUUACAAGUUUGCUGAUUCUUCUGGUGCUUUGUGGAGUCUCGUUUUCCCUGUAUAAGAAGUGCAAAAAACCCACUGCUAAAGAAACUCCACCACCACCAAAAGCUGAAACUAAAACCACAACCACUAAAGCAUAG
Nannospalax galili (Upper Galilee mountains blind mole rat) is the source of this 2205-nucleotide messenger RNA. Its product is annotated as disintegrin and metalloproteinase domain-containing protein 25-like. The record is from RefSeq and is a predicted model, not a curated record. Gene Ontology annotation, molecular function: metalloendopeptidase activity. Gene Ontology annotation, cellular component: plasma membrane; external side of plasma membrane; sperm head plasma membrane. NCBI's taxonomy places the organism in Eukaryota, Metazoa, Chordata, Mammalia, Rodentia, Spalacidae. The coding region runs from base 1 to 2205 and encodes 734 amino acids. Gene Ontology annotation, biological process: male gonad development; proteolysis. The transcript has a single exon.